This is a messenger RNA of Bactrocera neohumeralis, 1212 nucleotides long. RefSeq lists its product as uncharacterized. NCBI's taxonomy places the organism in Eukaryota, Metazoa, Arthropoda, Insecta, Diptera, Tephritidae. The record is from RefSeq and is a predicted model, not a curated record.
AUGGCUACACGAAAAAUCACUACAGCAACACUAUACUUCGGCUUGAUGUGUGUUGUGCACGCAGCCGCUUUGGAGCCCACUUUGGUGAAUAACACCACCACGAGCGCGCCUGAGAGAGCAAGUGUCAGUACGAGCACAACCACAACAUCAACAGCAACACCGCUCAAUAUUGUAGACACCACAAUUAUAACUCCAAACGAAAGUCAGCUGGACAAUGACGAGUAUAUGGCGAGACAAGCUGUUGAAGAAGGACGUGCGGUCACGCCGAUUGACACCAAAGAGUUAGAUGGACGUAGCGCCUACAUAAACAAUCAAUAUGUGGCCGACGAGGCACCACUGUCAUACAAUGAUACCUCUCCGCCACUCUAUCAAUUUCUGCAGGAGCAAAUGGAGCAAAUACUCGCCUCGAGUUUGCCUGGUGAAUAUCGCUUGGAGAAUAAUGCCAAUAAAGAGAGUAGUGCAGUUGGCAAAGAGAUGGCCACCAAUGGUUAUGGUGUGCCAGCGCUACAAAAUACCGUAAGCAGUCCCGUAUUCGCCUAUGGCGGCACCAAUUUUCAGGAAGAAGACGAUGAUUUGGUAGGAACCUAUGGCAAGGGACCGGAUGAUAAGUAUUAUCAUGGCAUAGCGCCUACCAAGCCAAGCACGCUGGAACUACCGAAACCGAUAAAAGUACAUAACAUUAUUACACGCCCCAAAUUAACGCACACAGCGACAACAACCAGCACCACCACAACCACAGAGACACCGAAAGCACCGAGCUUGGGUGGCUAUGGAGGCGGUCAGGUGUCACUCUCAGCGGUUGCCGCAGCGCAGCAGUACAAGCCACAAGUGUCCAACAAUAACAAUAAUGGUUAUGGCUCACAGCCUAUGUCCAGCUAUAAGCCACAAAUCAAAGAAGAGUAUUAUUCGCCCAACCCGAGCAAGUACACUUAUGUGCGUCAAAAUAGCACAGUGCAUAUGCGCAAACGUCGUAUCACAUUUAAGACGGUGGCGUCUGCAUCACAGAUCAUCUCCACGCCGAUGGCAGAUUUGAUGUUCAAGUACUCGAUUGGUGUGGCGAAGCCUUCGAUGGCGGCCGGUGGCAACUCUUUGUACGAGCAGGAUGAUCAGCCCGUACAUAAUUCUCCUUCAAGCGGUUACAAUGAUAAUCUGGAUCUGCCGAAGCACACGUAUAGCGGUAAAAUAUCACAUAGCAGUCACAGAAAAAAUUAA